CCGGCGCGCCCACACCCGCCCCGCCGGAGAGGAGCCGCCACCUCCCGCCGCGACAGCAGCACCACCGGGAGGGGACGCCCCUCGCUGCCGCCGCCUCUGGGCCCUCAGACCGACGCGCCCGCUCUUGCAGAAGCAUCUGCCGGGAGGGAGUGAAUUAAAGCGCCGGCAGAGGAGGACCGGAGCGGGCCAGGCAGGCGGCGCUGCCGGCGUGUGAGGCGCAGCCGCCCCGGCUCUGGUUGCUAUGGCUCCGGCUCGGCGGGGCAGACACCAUAGACACACACCCGGCAGCCUAGAGUGGCCGCAGCCCGCCGCGCCUCCCGCCGGCAGCCGCGCUUCCGGCCAAGCGUUUCCGGCUCCUCCUGGUACCGGAGGAGGAAGAAAAUAAAGCUGGAGAAGGGGCGCUGCCCCGCCUGGCUUCCUCCUUCCCCUCUCCCUUCGUCCCUCCCCCCUCAGCACGACGCCCCCGGGGCCGCAGCGGUGCCGCCGGCAGGAAGGUGCAAUGGCUCAAGAGUCUCCCAAAAACUCAGCAGCAGAAAUUCCUGUGACUAGCAAUGGACAGCUGGAAGAUUCUCACGAGCACAGCUUUAACAGGGUAAUUUUUUGUUUUAACCUAAAGCAGUAUGCAUUGCACCACAAAACUUCUGUGCCAAGUUGUCAAGGGUCUUUUUUUCCUAUUGACUUAUGGAAAUGGCAAGCUAAGUACUGAUUUUUAGGAGGCAGCUCAAGAAAGAGGCAAGAAACCAUUACCACUUGGUAUUGUACUGUUACCACACUGCUUGGGAAGAGUGUGUGAGCACAGUAGAGUUUAGAACACUUGAACUCCAAUAUACUGACUUCAGUUACCUUCUUGGGAAGCUGGGGAACAAGGUUAUCUUAGUUUCUUGUUUUCUUAUUGCUGUGGCGAGGGAGCUAUUCAUCUAGGUGUUGUACAAUUCAGAUGUAAACAGUAAAACAUGAUUUCUUCCAUAUUUUUUUUAAUUAGGUCUUCUACAGCUAUUGUGCGACAAACACUUGAACAGCUUUGAUUGUAUGUUUUUGAUAGACUGAGUAAAGAAAUAGUUGUACAACCUCUGCUUCAGGUUCUCUGAUUACAAAACUAAACUUUCCUCUAGACUUACAUUCUGUUUAGCACUUCCAUCAGACCUCGUCCAUAAGCUGCUCAGGCAUGAAAAGACACAUUUAUUUUCUGCCAGAUGCGGCAUUUGUAUGCACUCAAGCAUGAGAAGUAUUUAAUUUUGCAAGGCAAUGCAGUGCAAAUUUAUUUUUUUUUAACCUGGAAAUAGCAAGUAGGGUUGCUCCUCCUUUGGAGAAAAAUGCCAUUAUUUUUGCAGAGCAUCAAACAGCAUAGAUUGCCAUAAUGUCAUUUCAGAAGGAAGCAUAUUAGUUCCAGUCUUGUGGGAAUGCGAUGUAGCACUACGUGAUGCAUCUUCUUGUUUCCUUAUGUCUAAGAAAAAGAAUGAAAAGCAUAUUUAUAAGAUAAAUUAAAUAAGCAUUUGCCUAACUGUGAAGUCUUGUUCAGAAAUAUGCCACUACAUUCUAAUUCUGUCUUUUUUGUAAUAAUAAGAGAUGCCUGUGGAAUUCUGACAAGUUUUGACCUGCCUGUAUGAUGGAUGAAAAUUUUUUUAACUAAAAAGGGUGUAGCUUCUAACAGCAUUGGAUGAAAUGUCUGAUGUCCUUUCAUUACAAAAAAGCUUGACCCAGUGCUUUUCAGCUCUCCAAGCUCUGUUGAAACUCACUUAAAUGUUAAAAACCUGGUGUGUAGAAGCAUUUGCCAAUGUUUGCAUGUUUGUUACUGUCUUAAUAACAGAGGACUUCAGCAUUUCCUAAUCAAACAUGUUUUUCUUACUACUUUGUACAAGAAAACUCAACGUAAAACUCAACAUACAACUCAACAUACAUUGGUUUAUGUUCUUCAUUGGUUUAUUUCUUUUACCCUUGACCUUGAGAACAGUUUUCCUCACAUGCUAUUAUAAUUAUGUGAUUACAAUAGUGGGGUUUUAAUGUUGCUGAGGGAAUUGGGAGCUGAGGAGUCUGGGAAGGAGUAAGGAAGUGUAUUAUUCUUAAUUCAAUAAAGUGCCAUAUAGCGUGAAAGCUUUAUAGGAAUAAGUUAAAUUAAUCAGAAAACUGUUUGGUGUGCCUGCAAAUCAGGCAGCUGUAAGCUAUUUGUUAUGUUUAAACUAUUGUACAAAAUCAAUGUGAAGUUCUUCUGAGCCUCUGAAAUUGUUGUUCCAGUUGUUUCCUUUCAUUUUCAGUAUAGAUUCUCUUCUCUGGGCUCUUUUUGUACUCUUAUGGGGACAAAACUGUUACUAAAAGCUUGUAUAUAAUACCAGUAAUAAACUUUAGGCUGAAAAGAUAAAGUAACUUCGUUGUGAGUCUUCAAUUGAUCUUCUUAGAAUUCUGAAAUAAGUUCUGGGAUCUGAUGACUUUGAGUGCGUGUGUUCAGUAUCUUGUUCUGUGGUUGUAUUGCUAGGUUGCGCAAAUAGACAAGGUGAAGUCUUUUUUGUCUUUUGCCUUCUGAAAAAAAUGCCAGCACUGUCACUCACAUUCUACCUGAACCAUCUGAGUUCAUCUCUUAGGUUUUGCUAGGUUGACUGAUAUGGUUAGAUUUUUACACUGGAAAUUAUAUUUUAAUUAAUAUAGACAGAUUUAAAAUACAUUUCUGUGUGUCAGUUCUAGAAAACUGUUUCUAGGAGAUGAAGAAAAAAGAUCAGUCUUUGUUGCCAAGUAGUCUGUUUCAUACAGUCUUAAAAAACAACAAUAUGAAUGUUAAUGAUGAAAGUAAAAGGGUUGCUAAUUUAAAACUUUAUUGUAGUAUGUCAUUAGGUAAGUCAAAAGGGAUGAAGAAGAAGGGUCUUCUGAGUGAAGAGCAAUGUAUUGGAGAGCAGAAGUGGGUCAGUCCAUCUUAUUUGCCACUUAGCAUAGAAAAAAGCCUCAGCUCUCCUCCCAUUUAUUUUUAUGCUUGAAUUUAUAUUGAUGUGAGGAUCUAGUAGUUGAAUUUGUGUAAAAUAGGAGCUGAGUGACCUAAUAGCGCAAGAAAAAGAAGAAAAUGCUGAAUACAUACAGGCAGUCCUACUUGCACACAAAUUAGGGUAAUAAGUUGAAGUUGAGAGCCAGUUAUCUUACUGGAUAGAUAUGUUUAUCUACGUAACACUUUGUUUCAUGGCACUUGUAAUCUUUAAAACUUUAAACUGUGAGCUUUACAAUCAGAUGUGUUACAAAUUUUUCCUGAAGGUAACUUGAGUAGUUUUAUUUAAAGUGUUGUCCAUCAUUAAAAAAUAACCAUGCAUAUGGUUGUUCCCAGUUUAGUUGCUCCACUUUUAAUAGACUACUUGAACUAGGUAGUGGUGUGGAGGUUUUAAAAUACCUUUAUUCAAAGUAAUAAAAGCAAGCAAACCCAUAUCUAUUCCUGUUGGUACUAAGCAAAAGAUAAUGCUUAGUAAUUCAUUAAUAAUGGACUGACACAACUAAGAAAUUAAUACAGUGUUGUUUGCUUACUUGUGCCUUAGUUUCCAGUAAGUAUCUACAAAGUAAGUUUCUACAGGUAAAGCAGCAAUGCAAUUCUGUUCUCUUUCCCCUCUUCAUUUUAGCUUAUUAUGGGUGGGAUGCUUACUAUAGCAUGGAUGGGGAAGUAUCUUUUGGGAAAUGGUACUGUAACCCAACCAACGUUUCUUCAUGAGCAUGCAUUCUGAGCGACUCCUUUGCCGUGUCUGCUGUCUUAACAGGAUUGAUAUGUCAAAAAGCCUUACUGGUUCAUCUAGGUGAUCUGUAUAAUAAACUGAUGAAUAUCCCUGUGAGUAACGUAAAUAAGGCUAACCUCACUAAAAGAUGUUUAGUUUAAUAUAGUGACUUGAACUAAUUAAAAUGGGAUUUUAACACAGGGUUAAAGUGGUUUAAAUGCUCUGUACAAUAUAGGUUUGCAUGGUCUUGACUAGACCUAACAAAGCUAGUGCAGCUGUUCUGUGUACCUUUAUUUUAUGCUUUUGCUGCUUUGAGCUCUUAGCGUGCUAAAUGGCUGAGAAUAGGGCAGGUGAUCCAACCUUUUGACUUCUUGGAAAUCUGAGUUGUAGAAUUUUUAUACCUCUAGCUCUGGGUCUCAGUGGAGUUACCAUAUUAAAAUAGUUCACUAGAUGAUAAUUGCAUGAAUGUGCAAUGCUUUCAGCCUCAUAAGAUUGGAGGUGAUGAAUUAAGCUGAGGAAGGGGGGGAAGUGGUAGUGAUCCCUUAACAGACUUGUGACUUUGAAAUGUAUCAGCAAAUUCUGAUGAAUUCUAAAGACUUGAUUUCCCUUUUAUGAAAAAGGAGGGAGAUCACUUAGAGUUUGAAAGCAGAUCUUGUGAUCAUCAAACUCUUCCUCUUAACUAGAAAAGCAAUAUGUAGUCAAAAUAUAGUCACCUUAUAGUAGGGGAAUCUGUCUUUACUUCCCCUAUUGUAACAGCAAACCUACAUUGGGUGGGAACAAAGCAAGCUUUACAUUGCCUUCUUGCCACUCUAAAAUCCUUAAGUACUGUCAUACCUUCUCAUGAAUGUGAAGCUUUGUGCAUGUCUUUUCUUAAUCUAAGGCUGUUUCUAAAUUACCCUUCAUAAAUUAUUGAAGGGAUAGACUGCUUUGUCAGAAUGAUUGCCGAUUUUGGGGUAGCUCUUUUUGUUUAUCUAUACUUGUGUAAAAAAUAAAAAAAAGCAAUCAUGUUGAAAGAAUGACAUGUUAAAAAUUGAAGCUUACAUGCAGAAGUGUGUCUUCACUGAACAGUAACCUGUGUGUUUAUAAACAACAAAAAGGUAGUGUGUUGAUGAUCACUGACUUCUUGAUGACAAUUCUGGUCAUGUGUAAAUCAAGAAAUGGUAAAUCUUUCUUUUAAAUUCAUAUUCAAGGAUAUGUUUCUUCAGCAGAGUGUAUUUCAGUUGGUUAAUGUAAGUGUUUAAAAUGGGUUUGAAUGCAGUUCUUUGCGUUGGACUUUGCCUUUUUCCCAAUGAAAAAAGUGUAGCUCUCUUCAAACAAGUCUGUUUGUGUACAUAUACAUACAUAUGUAUACAUUUAUGUAAAUACCCUGUUGCGUAUGUAAACACAACUGUAGAUCUUAAUAAUUUCCAUGAUCCAAAUAUCAGAGUUUUAUUUAAGAGAAGGAUGUGUUAUAAUAUUCUGGUUUAUUUAACUCUGUAGUUUGUUCAGCCUGUGUUUAGCUUGAAAUUAGAAUUAAGUUGAAUGUACAGAAGUAGUACAAUUGCUUAAGUUUAUAUCUAAACUUUUGUCUUUACAAAGCAGAUGUUCUGCGUUUUAACCUUAAAUACAGAUGAUUGCUUAGAUUCCUAUUGCGAACAUGCUUCAGCAGGUUAGCUGUCUAUGUUUAUUUGGCUACAGAUUUAGAUAUUUCCAAAAACUGUACAAUGUGCCAAGGUGCCUUCAGGAAAAAAAAAAAAAAAGUUGAUGCCAUGUCCUUUUUGUUAAAUCAAUGCAUCUUCUCCUCUGCAGUCUGGUUAUCCUCUUUCAAGUCUCUCUGCUUUUUCAGCUCCUAGUGACUUGCUACAUUUUGAGUUAAAUGGACUCAGUCUAUUAGCUAAACUAAGUUGAAGCAAAGGCUUUCCAGCAUACCACCAACUGUGAGUACUUAAAUGGAAGCACCAGUGUUAAGUCAGUUGUGAAGACUGAAAACAGUAUGUAUCCAAUGUUGUGAUAUGCUUAAUUUGUGAGAUCAGGUUCUGCAUGUGACUACUUUUUGUUAUUCAUGCUGGGGUUUUUUGGUUGGUGGUUGGUUGGUUGUUUGGGGUUUUUUUGGUAUAAUGCUUCACUAACAUACCAAAUAUAAUUUUAGGUAUACACAAUAUACACAAAUAUAGCAUAAUUUAUUCUUAAAUAGGUAGCUCAUGUGAGUGAAAGUAUGGCUAUUGGAAUUGUUGCUCUGAUUGCAGUAACAUCCUGGGUUUUUUGAUGUCAACAAGAUUUCUGUUCUGCUGGAAUUCAUAUGUUUGUAGCUCUUCCUUUUUUCUUCCUGCCAGGAGUUUGCCUUAAACUAAAGACAACUAACUGAGUCUGUGGGGAUGUGAUCCCAAGCUGCUUCUUGACAAUCUGAGCCUCUAGGCAGUAUCAUUCUUAGGCACUAGCUUGCUUCUGGUUUGUGCAUCGAGCAACUACAGUAAUACAUCAAACAUGAAUUGGAUUUUAAAGCUUGUGUUUUCUUUGUAAUUAGAAGCAUUGCAUAUAACAUAAAUAGUUACUGCACAUGUCCAGACACUGACAUCUUAAAGCUAUGUAUAGUUUUUCCCUGCAAAUUUCAGUAUUGCUUCUGUAUGCUUUUUCAUCUUUUUUGCCUCUGUAUGGAAGCAGAGGGGGUGCAGAAGAGUACGUGACUCCAGAAACUGCCAGUUUUCCAAUUUCUUGAUGCUUAAUUUUUUUUUAAAGCAUGUUUUACUUAUUUGCUUUCACUUCCAGAGUAGGAUUUUUCUCACUUUUCACUUUUAUGAACUAGUGGUUGUAAAUUGUUUUGAAUACGUGAACCUUUUUAAACCUCUGAGUAUGUUCCAUAACACCAGAGGCUUAAACUUCAGUUAGAUGUCUGGAAAUAUAGUCCAGGAAACCUUUGGGAGUUAUUUGUAGAGGUGGGUGAGAUGGCAAAACUGGGCGGUAGGAUGGUAUGUGAAUUAUGGUGUAUGAAUUCGUAGCUCAGUACUAGGCCUGCUCUGGGUUUCUGUGAAGACUUCUGCUGCCUGAAAGUUGGUUGUACUGGUUAAUCUAUCUCUCAGAAGUUAAACAAGGUGAUCUUGGGCAAUUUUAAAUCCAUGAGUUCCAAAAGCAAACAUAAGUAAAUGGCAAUUUUGUGCUGUGAGCAUUUGUGGUAUAGAGUAAGUGCUCAGAAGGAAGCUGUUGAAGUGAUGAUGCCUUUUGGAUGUUUCUCCCAUGUCAAAUAUUAGAGAGAUUUCAUGUGCUAUUUGUAGAAAUUAAGGUUGAUGAGAAUUUUAAAACUAUUUCUUGCUCAUUGCUUUGUUUGUUUGUUUUAACUUUAACAUUGAUAGUUGUUGCACAUUUUUGGAUUGUAAGAUGUUGUCUGCACUUAGUUUUAGGUUAUUCUGCACCCCUAUCAUUUUUUAACUGGAAACAUUACUAAGCUGAUUGAUUAUUAAACUGGUUGGUUGGACCAGCUUCAGACCACAUAAUACCAUAUUUGGGGCCACAUUUUGGUAACUGGUGCUCUAAGAGAUGGCAUUCUGGUUGUUCAUCAAUAUAAACAAAUAUUCUAGAAUACAUACACAGGCUACAAUUAGUGUUUCUUGCUCAUUUAUGUUUUAUUUGUGCAUUGCAGUAGAAUGCUGUAACACCAGUGAAGAUGUUCCAGGCUAAAGGCAAAAUUGCCUGUCUGAGAGCUGCGGGAAUUGCAUUAUAAUACUUUUGAGUCACUUUUAUCUUUCUGAAACAUUAACUUUCCCAUUUUAUUCAAAUAUUUCCAAGGACUUGAAACAUUCAUUACCAGUUGAACUUGGACUUUCUGAAACCAAAAUAACAUCUCAUGGCUUUGACAGCACCAAAGAGGGAGUCGUUGAGGCGGGACCAUUUCCAGGAAAAGGGGGCAGAGCUCAACAGAAGAGCGGACCAGUUGUGUUAGCAGAUGAAGUAAAGAAUCCAGCAAUGGAGAAACUGGAAUUGGUGAGAAGAUGGAGCCUAAACACUUACAAGUGUACACGGCAGAUCAUCUCUGAAAAAUUGGGUCGUGGCUCAAGAACAGUAGAUCUGGAACUAGAAGCUCAAAUAGAUAUAUUGAGAGAUAACAAAAAGAAAUACGAAAAUAUCUUGAGACUAGCACAGACGCUGUCCACACAGCUCUUCCAGAUGGUACAUACCCAAAGGCAACUUGGAGAUGCAUUUGCUGACCUGAGUUUGAAAUCAUUGGAACUUCAUGAGGAGUUUGGCUACAAUGCAGAAACGCAGAAACUUCUAGCUAAAAAUGGAGAAACUCUUCUUGGGGCUAUUAACUUUUUUAUUGCCAGUGUGAAUACAUUGGUGAACAAAACAAUUGAGGAUACAUUAUUGACUGUGAAACAGUAUGAAAGUGCCAGGAUUGAAUAUGAUGCGUAUCGAACAGACCUAGAAGAGCUGAAUCUUGGCCCUCGUGAUGCAAACACUCUGCCAAAGAUUGAGCAAUCACAACAACUGUUUCAAGUGCAUAAAGAGAAAUACGACAAAAUGCGUAAUGAUGUAUCUAUCAAAUUGAAAUUUUUGGAAGAAAAUAAGGUUAAGGUAUUGCACAAUCAGCUUGUUCUGUUCCACAAUGCCAUCGCGGCGUACUUUGCUGGGAAUCAAAAGCAGCUUGAACAGACACUUAAACAGUUCCACAUCAAAUUGAAAACGCCUGGAGCAGAUGCCCCAUCCUGGCUUGAAGAACAGUAAUUGGACCAGAGACGAGGACUCAAUGUUAACCUAAAAUCUUUAAAUCUGAUAAUAAUCAAGGGUUGGGGUUGAAGGACUGUUGUAGUGAUUCUUGCACAGACAGCUUUAAUUAUUUUCCCCUUUUAUAAUACUGUAAAACCGAAUUUGGUGGGAAAGGGGGUGACUUUAAGGUAACCAAACAUGAUUUCUGUCAUUUCAUAUGCACUCCUUUUGUACGUAAAGGUUGGUGGUUAUUUCUGUAACUGGGAUGGGGGGGAGGGAGGGAAAACAAAACUAUUAUAGAUUUGCACUGACAAAUGAUGUUUGUGAUUUCUGGUCAUUUUGGUGGCUAGUCAAAAUAUUUGCAAAUGGAGGUUUACAUGAUUUGUACCAACACCUGGUAUUUUAUAGAUGAAUAUAGAAAACAUCUUUAGUAAUUUUCAUAUGACUUUUAAAAAGGAGAGAGUUAAAAGAGUAUUUUGCAGAUUAAUAAUAUAAGGCCUAUAUGCGAUACCUGCAUGUAAGGCAACUGUAGCAGAUGGCUCAUUGACUAGUGGAAUUACGGCAAAUGCCUUUUUAAAAGAUAUACCUUUCCAUUAUAGGUUCAAAGAAACCCAGAAAAACACUAAAGCAAGAAUCACUGUCAGUCUGAGGCUUCUAAGCACACAUUUUUGCUUUGCACCAAGUGGUUUGCUGAGUGAAGCCAACCAUUCAAUGUACUAAUCUCAUUUAAAAUUUUACUUUCUGUAUGAAACAAAUACCGUACUAGCCUUAAAUCACAGGUAUGUGCCUUUUUAUAAGAUAAUAUUUUCCAUCAGUGUACAUAAUCCAAGAACCCUUUCAUGUAAUGGUUAGUCAGUUCCCAGUAAGGGGAAGGAGACUGUGUAAAUGCUGUUUUAUCGUACACUUAGAGCAAGUUAAAGCUCUGGUUAACCUUUAUGGACAGGUGUGAUUUUGAGAGAGGACAUCCGGCCAGUAUGGUUUUUCUGUUUAGUUGAAAAGCAGACAUUGGUAAUGGGAUGGAGGAUACUUUUUUAAUUUCUCCAUUGAUCGUGUAGUCCUUAAAUGUAAAAUUCUAUGUCAGUUUUAUCAUAGACAUUUUAAAUUCAGUAUAUUGGAGUCCUCAUUUGCACGUUAUGUUGCUUUGUGUUCUAUUAAGUAAAAUGAAAUACUUCAAAUAUGUUAAUUACAGUGGUGUGGAUUGUAUGAUUUAUGUACUGUAUGUUCAAAUGCCUUUCAGCUGACAUUCUUAAAGUUUUCAGUGCUUAACACGACUGUAAUGUAACUGUAAAUCAAACUUUGUAAUCAUUCCUCAUUAAAUUCUGGGCCCGACAGAGCCUUCUUUAUGUUUUUGUUCUGUCAUAAUCUCUUGUAAUAGUUCAUUUAUGUUCCUCAGAAUGUAUAUCUUAUGUGAAUUUUGUAUUCAUAUUAAAGGUGUUUGCAGUCAAA
Strigops habroptila (Kakapo) is the source of this 9800-nucleotide messenger RNA. It is a transcript of the gene ARFIP1, whose product is annotated as ADP ribosylation factor interacting protein 1. Gene Ontology annotation, cellular component: trans-Golgi network membrane. The transcript is spliced from 8 exons. Gene Ontology annotation, molecular function: protein domain specific binding; phospholipid binding. Gene Ontology annotation, biological process: intracellular protein transport; regulation of Arp2/3 complex-mediated actin nucleation. NCBI's taxonomy places the organism in Eukaryota, Metazoa, Chordata, Aves, Psittaciformes, Psittacidae. The coding region runs from base 7614 to 8372 and encodes 252 amino acids. The record is from RefSeq and is a predicted model, not a curated record.